Molecule: messenger RNA, 621 nt
Organism: Plasmopara halstedii
Lineage: Eukaryota; Oomycota; Peronosporomycetes; Peronosporales; Peronosporaceae
Product: histone h3
Exons: 2
Coding region: 1-621 (206 amino acids)
Cellular component (GO): nucleosome
Molecular function (GO): DNA binding; protein heterodimerization activity; structural constituent of chromatin
Source: RefSeq, a predicted model, not a curated record
AUGUCAUCGGCGUCACCCGGAAGUGAUGCGUCCAGUAGUAGCAUCACAGACAGCGGUACCGAUGAAUCGACACCACCUGGAUCUCCUAAAGCACCUGCUUCCACCAGUGCGGCCCUUACUACCACAGCGUCGGCUGCAUCCUCACGGUCGGCGCCGUCGCCACCGCCAAAUUUGCCUGCUCGUCGGCCGUCAGUGGUUCCUGUAGGCCGCCAAGCUGCUAUACAUGCAACGCCCACAGCUCCUAGGCGAAAGCGCAAGGCCGUGCCACCACGUCGACGACCUAGCAGUCCUGCAGGUACCACACAGUCGAUAAAGCGAAAAAGGAGCCAAGGCGAAGCGGUGCUUCGGGAGAUUCGACUGCUGCAGCGCUCCACUCGAUUACUGCUGCGAAAACUUCCCUUUGCUCGCGUAGUGCGAGAAAUUCAAACGGAGUUCACUGGCAUAGAUUACCGCUGGCAAGCUGAAGCGUUGCUGGCGCUGCAAGAAGCUACCGAGACGUACCUUGUACGCACCUUCGAAGACGCGAAUUUGUGUGCUAUCCACGGUAAGCGCAUGACGUUACAAGUGAAAGACAUUCAGCUGUCAUUACGGAUUCGUGGUAUUCGACCAACGGUUUCUUAA